Molecule: messenger RNA, 278 nt
Organism: Racocetra persica
Lineage: Eukaryota; Fungi; Glomeromycota; Glomeromycetes; Diversisporales; Gigasporaceae
Source: the annotation of a GenBank genome assembly
AACUCGAAGAAAAAUUUUUUAAUGAUCUUGAGGAAAAUGACCCAAUAAAGAAUUUGGUUAUGGCGAUUCAUUCGGUUGAUUGUUAUCAACUAGUAGGUUUGCAAUCCGAAUGGAUAGAAAAGAAAUCAAAUUCGGUUCAAGAAUAUCAAACCGAAAUUCUAAAAAUGAAACAUCCUUCAAUUACCAAUGAAAACAUUCAAAAUGUUUUAGAAAAUGCUACAUUUUAUUUUCUAGAUGAUUAUAACCUUCAAGAUAAUUUAGUUAAUAUUGAAAAUUAA